Molecule: messenger RNA, 588 nt
Organism: Aplosporella prunicola CBS 121167
Lineage: Eukaryota; Fungi; Ascomycota; Dothideomycetes; Botryosphaeriales; Aplosporellaceae
Exons: 1
Coding region: 1-588 (195 amino acids)
Source: RefSeq, a predicted model, not a curated record
AUGGCACCACCAAGUCCUUCAAUAAAUGUAAUGUAUACAGUAGUGAUGAUUGCAAUCAUCGGCAUCCUCCUCUCCUCAAUCAUCAACAACACCACCAGCCUCCCUGUCGCACAUGCGACGUCAUUGUCCUCGACAAAGAGUCCAGAAACAACGAUCCCGCAAUCACCACUCUCACCACAAGCCGCCGUAAUGGGCGUAGAGCAGCUCUUCAUGAUACUCAAGGCGGAGGAAGAUACACUGAAGGCCUUUGGAGCUACAAAACCCACCGCAUCUUCGAAGAAGGAAAGAAGAAUAGAGGUGAAGCUAUGCGAGGCGAGGGUACAAGAACGUUGGGAAAAGCUGAAUGAUGCUUGGAAGAGUGUGGAGAAGCAGGCUCUGCAGAAACCGGUUUCGUUCCUCUCCAGCCGGCCGCCUGGAUCUCGUCUUACAAGGCAAGAGCUGACGGAUCUGAUACGCAUGAUGGGAAAGUUGAAAGAUGCGGCGUUGUGGGAGUGUCGUGGGUGGAAGGAAAAGGACAGUGCUCCACAGAGCAUUGUGCACGGCAUGCUUGGUCGGAAAAAGCAGCGGAGAAGAUGUUGGCCCUUUUGA